Messenger RNA from Colletotrichum karsti, 2532 nucleotides. RefSeq lists its product as uncharacterized. Lineage: Eukaryota; Fungi; Ascomycota; Sordariomycetes; Glomerellales; Glomerellaceae. The record is from RefSeq and is a predicted model, not a curated record. The transcript is spliced from 5 exons. Gene Ontology annotation, molecular function: heme binding; monooxygenase activity; iron ion binding. The coding region runs from base 1 to 2532 and encodes 843 amino acids.
AUGUUGGGACACGCAACAUCCUCGCCGUAUCAUCGACCGGCUGGCUCUGCACCGGAACCUCCCUACUACAACCCGAUGCCUAGCCUGCGUAUGGGCCCCAACUGGCAAAAUCCUGUUCACGGCGUCGGUGGUCUCCGCGCGCUGCAAUCGCCGUACUCGACCCAGCAGCUUCCCCCCGUUCAUUACGGUCCAGUCCCCACGAAUCCCCCGAGCAGACAUCAGCCUCAAAUGCCGGGCUCUGAAAGCGCUUUUGGACAGUCUUCGGUUUCCACUAAUAACAACCACCUUGGCACAUAUACGCCGCCAGUGACAUCGACGCCGCCGGCACCUGUGCAAGAUUCGCCGCAAUCAGGCGUGGAAAGCCCGUCAGUCCCAGAGCCCCCUGCUUCAGAGUUCACGGCUGCUCCGGCUCAGGCGCCACUGACGAGCACCAACGUCCAAUUCGGAUCUGCGCCGCCAUCAAGCGAUGGCCCAUUCCUAUACCGGUCAUAUCGUCCAACUGCAGGAGGCGGCUUUUCGGGGUCUUCCACGUCACUCAACAACCCGGUGCCUGCAGCACCGCCCGCAGAACGGCGGCGAGUUGUUGCAACUCCGCUACGCAGGCUAUCGCGGAGAACAUCGCCACCUUCAGAUCGGGAUUACGAUGAGGUGGAAUUUCGAAUGUUGGAACAUGCCAUGGGUUCGGUAGGUCGGGACAUUGACGACAAUCAUAUUCGGAAUGCGCAGAUGAUGCGUGGUUCCGUGACGACCAAAAUGGUUGCGUCCAUAUCCGCCAUUCAGUCGCUACAGAGCGUUGACGUCUCGGAUCUUUCGGAGAGUGAAAGAUCUUGCAUAAUCUGCUACAACGACUUUGGCGUAGAGACACCUGAAGGCGUGAAGGAGGCGCCCCUUCGCCUGCCCAAGUGCAAGCAUAUUUUUGGCGACCAUUGCAUCAAAAAAUGCGCCUGGAUGCUUCAGAUAAUGGCCUGGGGCGUCUUCGUCGUCUUCCUCUACCCCCAAUACUUCUCGGCUCUUCGAACCCUGCCCGGCCCCAAGGACAACCACUGGUUGAUGGGACAGUACCCCAGAAUCAUGCGCCAGCCGACUGGCAUUCCUAUGAUUGAAUGGAUCAACACAAUCCCCCACGAGGGCAUCAUUCGUUACCGCGGCCUAUUCAACCAAGAGCGCCUGCUCAUCACCUCUCCGAAGGCCCUUGCCGAGGUGUUGGUCACCCAUAACUACGACUUCCACAAGCCCACGGCCGUAAGAUCUUCGAUCGGCCGGAUCCUUGGAAUUGGUGUGCUGUUGGCCGAGGGCGACAACCACAAGGUCCAACGUAAGAACCUCAUGCCGGCAUUCGCCUUCCGCCACGUGAAGGAUCUGUACCCGCUCUUCUGGAGCAAAGCUUGCGAGGGUGUCGAUGCCAUCACCGACGCCGUCCUGACCGAGGCGGCCAAGCCUGCGGCCGAUGGGACCACGGACCCGGAGAAGGCGGCCCUCGGUCCCAAGACCGCCGUGUUGGAGAUUGGUAACUGGGCGUCGCGGACUACUCUCGAUAUCAUCGGUAUGGCCGGCAUGGGCCGCGAUUUUGGAGCUAUACGUGACCCUUCCAACCCCCUUAACCAGACGUAUCAGCACGUGUUCAAGCCCAGUCGCCAGGCUCAAAUCCUCGCCGUCCUCGGUCUCCUUCUUCCCGGGCCUCUCGUCCACGCCCUGCCAUUCAAGCGCAACGGCGAUAUCGCCAAGGCCGCCCAAAACAUCCGCGCCACCUGCCGCGAGCUCAUCCGCGAGAAGAAGGACAAGCUCGAGCGCAAGCAGCUCACCGACAUCGACAUCCUCUCCGUAGCCCUCGAAUCCGGCGGCUUCACCGAGGACAACCUCGUUGACCAGAUGAUGACCUUCCUCGCCGCCGGCCACGAAACGACCGCCUCGGCAAUGAUGUGGGCCAUCUACUGCCUCUGCCUGAACCCCGAAGUCCAAUCUCGUCUCCGCCUCGAGAUCCGCGAGCGUCUCCCCAUCCCCGGCACCCCCGGCGACAUCACCGCCCUCGACAUCGACCACAUGCCCUACCUCAACGCCGUCUGCAACGAGGUCCUCCGCUACUACGCCCCCGUCCCCAUGACCCUCCGCGAGGCCGCCGUCGACACCGUCAUCGACGGCAACAAGGUCCCCAAGGGAACGCGCAUCAUGCUCUGCCCGUGGGCCACUAACAAGGACACGGCGCUGUGGGGCCCCGACGCCGGCCGCUUUGACCCGGACAGGUGGAUGCCCCGCGACGGCGCCGACCCGGAGAGCAAGAAGACGGCGGCCAGCGGCGGUGCGACGAGCAACUACGCCUUCAUGACCUUCCUGCACGGCCCGCGCAGCUGCAUCGGGCAGGGCUUCGCCAAGGCCGAGUUCGCGUGCAUCCUGGCCUCCUGGAUCGGUCGCUUCGAGUUCAGCCUCAAGAACAAGGAGGAGUACGACGAGAAGAACAUCACCAUCAAGGGCGGCGUCACCGCGCGCCCGGCCAAGGGGUUGCAUGUGUACGUCAAGGUCAUUGAUGGGUGGUGA